Molecule: messenger RNA, 3501 nt
Organism: Humulus lupulus (European hop)
Lineage: Eukaryota; Viridiplantae; Streptophyta; Magnoliopsida; Rosales; Cannabaceae
Product: putative pentatricopeptide repeat-containing protein At2g02150
Exons: 2
Coding region: 146-2500 (784 amino acids)
Molecular function (GO): protein binding
Source: RefSeq, a predicted model, not a curated record
CCCUAGUAAGUCAUCCUGCAACAUCGUCACUCUCUUCUUCUUCUUCUUCUUCUUACCGCGUCAAACUCACAGAAAACGUUAUGAAUGCACAGAAAUGGUUCUAUUCUCAAUCUCAAUCUUCUCAGUCAUGGAAGCACUUUGAAAAAUGAAGCCAACUGAAGCUGCUCUUGCUUUCUUUUUCUUCAUAUUCCUCUUCUUUAUGAGGAUGCUUUUCUUUCUGCGCAAUAAUCUCAUCACCGUGGCUCCCAGAGCUUCAAUUCGAGUAAGCCCUUUCUCUCCAGUCCUUCAUUAUUAUCCUCCUAAUUCCAAUUUUCUUCCAGCAUUAUCAUCGAACCGUUGUAUUGUAGCUUGUCCUUUGGUUUUUUUCACCAGUUUUCUACUUGUCAUUCGUUUACCCUUUUCAACUAAAUCGAACCCUAGUUCUUUCCUUGAAGAUUUAGAUAAGGAGAACUUGCGUAAUAUCAUUGAACAAGACCGCUGGAACGAUCCUAAGAUCGUUACCUUGUUUGAUUCGGCUGUGGCGCCCAUUUGGGUUCCUAAGUUUUUGGUUGAAUUGAAAGAAUACCCAAUUUUGGCCUUGAAAUUGUUCAAAUGGGUUGGAAGCCGAACUGGGUUUUGCCACACUACUGAGUCUUAUUGCAUUUUGGUUCACAUUCUCUUUUGUGCGAGAAUGUAUCUUGAUGCCAAUAAGAGUUUAAGAGAGCUGGUCUCCUUGAGCCGGGUUUUGCCUGGUUGUGAUGUUUUUGAUGUGUUGUGGUCUACAAGGAAUGUUUGUGUUCCGGGAUUUGGAGUUUUUGAUGCCUUGUUUAGUGUUUUGGUUGAGUUGGGAAUGCUUGAGGAAGCAAACCAGUGCUUUUUGAGGAUGAGGAGAUUUAAGGUUUUGCCAAAAACUCGGUCCUGUAAUGCAUUUUUGCAUAGGCUUUCAAAGUCAGUAAAGGCCGACUUAUCAAGGAAGUUCUUCAAGGACAUGCUUGGGGCUGGGAUUAACCCUUCAGUUUUCACAUAUAAUAUAAUGAUUAAUUAUAUGUGCAAAGAAGGGGAUAUGGAGAGUGCUAGAAGUAUUUUUGCAGAAAUGAAACAGAGGGGCCUGAUGCCCGAUAUUGUGACAUAUAAUUCUCUUAUAGAUGGGGUUGGAAAGGCUGGGAAGUUAGAGGAAGCAGUUUGCUUAUAUGAAGAAAUGAAAUAUGUAGGUUGUGAGCCUGAUGUAAUAACUUUCAAUGCUUUGAUUAAUAGUUUUUGUAAAUUGGAAAAACUCCCUCGAGCUUUGGAGUAUCUCCAUGAGAUGAAGAAUCAUGGGUUGAGACCGAAUGUUGUGACUUAUAGCACACUAAUUGAUGCCUUUUGUAAAGAAGGCAUGAUGCAAGAAGCACUUAAAUUUUUUGUGGACAUGAGACGAGUUGGUCUGUGUCCUAAUGAAUAUACCUAUACUUCUUUGGUUGAUGCAAAUUGUAAAGCAGGUAAUUUAACUGAAGCGUUGAAGCUGACAAAUGAGAUGUUAAAUGCAGAAAUGAAGUUGAAUAUUGUUAGUUAUUCAGUUUUAUUGAAUGGCCUUUGUGAGGAUGGAAAGAUAGAGGAAGCAGAAGAAGUCUUUAUGGAAAUGCUGAAUGCUGGAUUAGCUCCUAACUUGCCAAUUUAUUCUGCCCUUGUUCAUGGGUAUAUUAAGGCUAAGAAUAUGGAGAAAGCUAUGGAUAUAUUGAAAGAAAUGAAGGAGAAAAAUAUCAAACCUGAUUUGUUAUUAUAUGGAACAAUUAUUUGGGGUUUGUGCAGCCAAAGUAAGCUUGACGCAUCUGAGCUUGUGGUCAAUGAAAUGAAGAGUUCUGGUCUAAGUGCAAAUCAUUACAUAUAUACCACUCUUAUGGAUUCGUAUUUUAAGGCAGGAAAAACUACGAAGGCACUCUCUCUUUUGCAAGAAAUGCAUGACUGCGGAAUUGAAGUGAAUGUUGUAACUUAUUGUGCAUUAAUUGAUGGUUUGUGCAAAAAUGGUUUGGUGCAGGAGGCAACUAACUAUUUUGCUAGGAUGGUUGAAACUGGUUUGCGACCUAAUGUUGCAGUCUAUACAGCCUUAAUGGACGGGUUUUGUAAAAAUAAUUGCAUUGAGGCAGCUGAGAAGCUGUUCGAUGAAAUGCUAGAAAAGGGUAUAAUUCCUGAUAGAGCUGCAUUCACCACUCUAAUUGAUGGAAACUUGAAACAUGGUAAUCUUCAGGAAGCUUUGAAUUUGCGUGACAGAAUGAUUGAAAUGGGUAUGGAGCUUGAUCUUCAUGCAUAUACGUCCUUGAUCUGGGGGUUUUCUGAGUGUGGUCAAGUGCAACAAGCAAAAGUGUGGCUUGAUGAAAUGGCUGAAAAGGGUAUCUUUCCUGAUGAGAUAUUGUGUGUUUGUCUACUAAGAAAAUACCAUGACCUAGGGAAUGUAGUUGAAGCUGCUGAAUUGCAAAAUGAGUUGGUGAAAAGGGGUUUAAUUAAGGGGACGAGCAAUUAUACAGUUCCUGAUGCUAAAACUUGAGAGCAGGUGUGCAAUUCCCAACUUUUUCCGAGCAACAUUGGACUUUUGUCCUCCCGAAAUUGAGUGUGCAAAGACCCCAUUAUGAGAAUAUUUCAAAUUCUGGCUUGUGCCAGAAUAAGGCUACUCAAGAUGGAUGCUGCAUAUCAAAGGAAAUGACAAACAAGUAAAGCUUAUAUUGGCAGGUGCAGUUUUGGUCUCCAGAUAUCUUACUACACUAGAAGUCCCAUUAUAUCCCCUUAAAUAUAUGGGAGGUUCAUCUUUCUUGUAGUUUGGCAACAUCAGUGCCUAUGUUCUAAUUUUGUAAUGUGUCGAACUGCAGGACACUUCUGCCCUUUUAAGUAUAUUUCAAAGCCUGAUUCAUGAUGGGGUGCUUCGAACAUAAACACCUGAUUUUUGUUCAGAUGGGCAAUGACUGUGAUGUGAUACUACUUUCAAAUUGAAUCCCAGCAACCUUUUAGAAUUCUAUAGGCAGCUGUCGGCUCAAGCAGGCUGUGAUGGUUGCGGCUGCUGAUCCUUUUACAUGCUCUGUAAUAUGUAUACAUGUCUACACCAUCUUGUGAGAUUUCAUACAUUUCAUCUGGUGAUUUGGUAUCAUUGCACUUGACUACAGAUAGGAUACUACAGAGCUUGGGCAGCAAUAGCUAAAAAAUUGGUGAAAGCUUUGGAGCUUCAUCUUGUUAAGUCUACCAUGACACAGGAAGGACUAGCUUUUGUCUGAAAUCGCGGAUUACAGGUUCAUUUUUUGCAAGUGAUGCUUGAAAAUUUUCUCAGUGGUUCAAGGAGACUUCAAUAACUCACUCUGUCGGAUGAAUCCCCGGUUGUUGAAAUUUUAUAUCUUAGUGGUGCUCUAGUUUGCUCUUUUACUAAACUAGGAAAUAAAGUAGCCUUGUACAAUGCCAUUUCUUUUUGUAUAAAGAGACUGAAAAGCCAUACUAUUGCAAUUCCUCUUGUAAUUGUGUAUUUGGUUUCAUAUAUAUGAAUGUCCUGUCUGGUUUUGCUUA